Messenger RNA from Thermothielavioides terrestris NRRL 8126, 2006 nucleotides. RefSeq lists its product as uncharacterized. The coding region runs from base 240 to 1508 and encodes 422 amino acids. The transcript has 5 exons. The record is from RefSeq and is a predicted model, not a curated record. NCBI's taxonomy places the organism in Eukaryota, Fungi, Ascomycota, Sordariomycetes, Sordariales, Chaetomiaceae.
CUCUCCUUCAAAUAUCGGGUACGGCGUCCAGGACCCACGCCAACGGAGAGAGCUCCGUGAGCGCUUUCAGCGCUUUCACUUGAUGGUUCUCGAACCCUUCGGGGCGAGAUACGACACACACGACGCACACGCGACACGCGACCACGCCGACCAGAUCUGAGAUUCGUGUACACCAGGUCUCCGAGGGGGUGGAGAGGCGCUUGACCGUGAGCAAGACGCCCGAUGUCACGCCGACGUUCAUGAGCUCUUCAUCGCCCGGAGGGCCUGCUGGCGCCUCCGCGUCCGAUCUGGACCACAGCGACCUGCGACCGAACAUGCUCGCCGCAACCUGGAUAACAUGGACGAUCGCCCUCAUCUUCGUCUUGCUCAGACUCUGGACCCGCACCAGGAUCGUGCACACCCUCGGCAUCAGUGAUUGGUUCAUUGUACUGUCUCUGAUAGCUGCAGGAGGGUGCUGCAUCAGUAUCGUUGAGCAAUGCAAGCAUGGCAUGGGUAUACACCUGUACGACAUUGACCUGCCAGUCGAUUACAGCCCACUGAUGGAGGUUCGUGUUGUCCUGCAUGGUGGAGAUAUCUCGUCCAUUGGACUGACACUGGACAUACAGGCAUGGUGGUUCUCGCUGCUCUUUUACGUGCUCAGCUUGGCCAUUACGAAGGUGUCCAUCUGCCUGCUCUACCUGACCAUCUUCACCCUCCCGUGGGCACGCAGAGCGUGCUACCUUGUGCUCGCCAUUGUUGUCCUCACGAGCCUGUUCUCCGUUGCCGCAACCCUUACAGAUUGCAUCCCACUUCAGGCCGUUUGGGACCCAACCGUUACGCCCUCGUUCUGCCAGCCGCAGGACACCUGGUGGGCAAAUACAGGUUGCGUCAUAGCGACCGACUGGAUGAUCUUCAUCCUGCCCAUUCCCAUGGUCCUCCCACUCAAGCUCCCCACUCGCCAGAAGCUCAUCGUUGUCGGCGUCUUUGCAGUGGGCUUUUUCGUCUGCCUCGUCUCCCUCAUCCGCCUCGUCAUCCUCAUCCGAACCGAGGCCCCCGGCGCCGGCCCCGACUUCACCUACAUCGGCGCCGACCUGCUCUACUGGACCGUCAUCGAGGUCCACACCGCCAUCGUCGUCGCCUGCGCCAUGACCCUCAAGCCGCUCGCCGCCCGCCUCUUCCCCCGCCUGCUCGCCGACUCGCCGCCGCGCGACACGCUCCAGACCAGCGAUCUCAACACCACCGUCGGCCACGCCAGCGGCGGCAGGCCGCCGACGAUCGGGUCGAGGCCCGCGCGGGCGGCGGCAGGGGAGUAUAUGGCGCAGGUGCGUGGGAAGCUGGGAGGGGAGGGCGGUAGGAUCGGCGACGUGGAGGCUGCGGUGCGGGGUGCGGCGGGGAGGGAGGACGGGAAAAGGGAUACGAGUGGGUUGGAGUUGCUGCCUGGGUCGUCGCCGGGGAGCGAGAGCAGUACGAUCGGGAAGACGGAUGCGGAGGUGGUGGCGCUGGUGCUGCGGAGUUCGUGGAUGAAGUGAGGAGCGAUAAGGUGGUGGGGAGGGCUGGGGAGUUGGGCAGGGCUGGGGAGCUUGGGAGGGAGGUCAUCUCGAUACGUCUGGGGUGGAAGAAGGAGUGGCUGUGGGCCAGUGGUUUUGUUGAGAUGUAUGAUUGCCAGGACUGGGAAAGCGGAAGGAUGUAAUGCUGGAUGCGGCGGGUUGUGGGAUAUUCUCACUCGACUGGCACUAUACUGGGAUGGGACGCGGGGUUUUUUGGGCGCUACGUCAUGGGAUACAGGGCAUAAGAGGUGGUACAAUCUUGCCGGAGGUAUGCCCUCUUGGCGUUGAUGCAUAGCAUUUGGGGUUUACUGGCGUUCAAGUUGACCGCAUUAGGGGAUUCGACCUGUCCUAAUUGUGUGCUGGUCCUGUAACCGGUACCUGGGAGGAAGAAGGAAGAGCACAUUUGGGAGGAUCCAUUAUUGGGCUUUGUCAAAGCAUCUUAAUAUUACAAUACAGUUGUCUCUAGGCUGGUUCACCGAG